Messenger RNA from Gadus chalcogrammus (walleye pollock), 5399 nucleotides. RefSeq names its product transmembrane protein 151Ba (gene tmem151ba). Bases 1393 to 2961 code for a protein of 522 amino acids. The record is from RefSeq and is a predicted model, not a curated record. The transcript has 2 exons. NCBI's taxonomy places the organism in Eukaryota, Metazoa, Chordata, Actinopteri, Gadiformes, Gadidae.
GACACCAGUCAGACGCACCAGUGGGGUUUAAUAAGGCAGAACGGAAGAUUCCUUUGGGUUAGUGCAGUGUCAUCAUUGCCACCUCCUUGGUGUUUGUGUCGAUAGGACAGUGCUUUCCAGAGCCGUCAUUAAUAAGGCAAGAUGAUGAACAACUAAGAGCCAUGCGAUUACCGUAAGCACUGUAAAGAAAUGCAAUGUCAUAUAAGGAAACAAAAAGUAAUAUCAGUCUAAUUAUUGUUUAAAUCCGACCAAUAGGCCAUGUUACUUUCGAUAAAUAUGUUCUAGCCUAAGUUAUAAUUUAUCCAAACAGCCUACUCACCGCGGUGGUGAACGUUAGGUCUGUUUAUGGGUGAAACUUUGUGUGAACAUGCCAAAGGGUCAAAGGGUGACUUGAACAGCGGAGUUCCCCUCGGCUAUAUUUAGAGCAGGACAACCGCUCGCAGUCUAGGCAUACCAAAGCCGCAGUGCAGGCGUGAAAUCGAUGCAUGUAGCCUCCAGAUGAACCAUAGUGCAUACAAACCUUAAAGAAAUAACGCUGAUUACAACUAUUCAAUUGGACUUUGGAUCGUUCAGCUUUUUGUAUGAAAGAGCCAGUAGAGGCAACUUUGUUGUUUAAUUGUUGUCAAAUGCACCCGAGAUUGAUGACUAUUAAUGUAAUAUGAUAGGCUUUUGCUCUUCAUAUUUGCAAUGAGAUCGAAGUUAACGUAGCCCUAUAACUCCAAAUUGAAAUGAGUGUUUAUUAUGUUAAAUAUUUAAUAGGCCUAACGUAUUCCUAUUAUUAUUAAUGGUAUUAUAGUUGUUGUUAUAAUAACUAAUCAUUAUAAUAUUAUUAUAAUAAUAAUUGUUAUAUCUAUUUGACUUAUUCACUCAUAUAAGACAGUGUACUGUGUAACCCAGGCUCGAUGUAGGUCUUAUUUACAUUUGGAUUGUGAGCACGUGUGAACGCCUAUAGUCUCUUUGUCCACGGCUGGUACCCCUCCGCGCGUCGCUGGUUACGACGCUCAGGCGGCUGCAGGAGCAUCUCCUCUCCUCCUUGUAAAGGCGCCACUGAAAGAAGAUACAAAUCUGCCAUAUCAUAUUGCAUCUUAUACGGGGGGACGUCACAAGACGCGAGGCCAACUUCUGCAAGCGAGCGUACACACGCCCUCGUAGCCGUAGACUCCCGUAGCCACGCAACCGCCGCUCACGUAAAAGAGGAGAGAAUGCAUCUUUCUUUUAAGGGUGUGUGUCUCAGUGUUUCCCCCUCGAGUUCCUGCCUUGGGGCGAUGCCAUGGUGGUUUCUUUCAGAGGAAGGCGGUUUUAUAAUUUCUUAGUGGUUUUUAGGGGUUGGUCAGUAGCAUCGCUGGUGCUGAGGAGACCCAUGCUGUGUGGUUGUUCGCUGUCAAUACAAACAUGUCCCCGGCAUCCGAGGCAUCCGCGGCCAGCGAGAGCAGCAACACCGACACAGUCCCCGAGGAAGAACCCACGGCGGAAAACCCACGAGAGGAGCAGUGGCCCGUGAAGCAGUCUCUCGCCAAGUCCUUCUGCCGCGAGAGCCACUGGAAGUGCCUGCUGCUGUCGGCGCUAAUCUACGGCUGCGUGGGCACGGUGGCGUGGUGCAAGGGCCGCCCGCCGCUGCUCUACGACCCCAGCCCCUGCUCCCACGGCUACCUCUCCAUCCCCCUGGCCUUCCUGCUUAUGCUCUACGUGGUGUACCUGGUGGAGUGCUGGCACUGCCACGCCCGCGACCACCUUCAGUACCGCGCCGACGCCGACAGCGCCGGCCAGCGCGUGCUCCGCAUGCAGCGGGCCACGCCCUGCGUCUGGUGGAAGGCCAUCAGUUACCACUACGUCCGCCGCACGCGCCAGGUCAUGCGCUACCGCAAUGGCGACGCCUACACCACCACGCAGGUGUACCACGAGCGGGUCAACACGCACGUGGCCGAGGCCGAGUUCGACUACGGCGACUGCGGCGUGAGGGACGUGUCCAAGAGCCUGCUGGGGCUGCGGGGCGUGGCCGCCGCCCGGCUGCGCUUCACCAAGUGCUUCAGCUUCGCCAACGUGGCGUCGGAGAACUCGUACCUGACGCAGCGCGGCUGCUUCUUCGCCGACAACGAGGGCCUGGACGACUACAUGGAGGCCCGCGAGGGCAUGCACCUGAGGAACGUGGACUUCAAGGAGCACAUGCUGGUGUUCUCCGACCCCGACCGGCCGCCCUGGUACGCGGCCAGCGCCACCUUCUGGGCGGCGGCCGCCUUCACCCUGUCCUGGCCGCUCCGCGUGCUGACGGAGCACCGCACCGCCAGCGUCCACUACCACGUGGAGAAGCUGUUUGGCUUGGACUCGGCCGGAGCGGGGGCGACGCCGCCCUCGGACGCCGGGGAGCGGCCGUUGGGUCGCGGCGUCCCCCGGGUCAACACGGUGGACAGCACGGAGCUGGAGUGGCACAUCCGCUCCAACCAGGGGCUGGUGCCCAGCUACUCGGAGGCCGUCCUUAUGGACCUGGCCCAGCUGUCGGGGAGCCGCGACAGCUACCCGGCGUGCGACGGCGACGACGGCGGAAACAACAGCAGAAGAGGCUCCCGGCACAACUGCGACCGCUGCCACCGCGCCGUCAGCAGCUCGUCCAUCUUCUCGCGCAGCGCGCUGAGCGUGUGCACCCGGGCCAGCCCGCGCCUCCCCUGCAGCGCCAGCCGCUUCUCCCUGGGCCGCCUGUACGGCUCGCGGCCCAGCUGCCUGGGGCUGAGCAGCGGCAGCCUGGAGGAGCCGCGGCCCGGCGGAAGCCUGCGCUGUCUUUGCGACGCGCAGCGGCGGGGAUGCGGCGGCGGCGGCGGCGGCGUGACCGACGAGGCCGCACCACCCCCGGACUACCAGGACGCCCUGUGCUUCCCCGUGCUCAUCGUGCACCGCGGGGAGGGUUGCCCGGGGCACGAGCAGCACGCCCUGAACAGGAACGGCUCCUGCGUAGAGACCUCCAUUUGACCCCAAUGCCCCAACCCCCUCUGCUGCUUACUGCCCCGUCCCGCUGAGCAAAGGAACAAAGGGAUGGCGAGCUUGCUCGUAUUGUUUUUAUACCUGGCUUGCCUUUCCCCUUUCAGCCAAUACAGGGUGAGGAAGGCCCCACUGGACUGGGCCUGGAUGGACCUGCAGAUCUCCCAUGUAUUUGGUUUACUACAAUGUUUGUUUAAUUCCAAAGCGGUUAUGAAGGACAUAAGGGUCGUUGCAGCAGCACAGCAGUACAGUACACGAAUGAGUCAGCUUUACAUUGUAGUUAUGAUGCUCUGAGAAGGGCUGCGAUCUACUCCAUAUUGUAAAUAGAGCACAGCUUCUCGUCCGUCUUAAGUUUGAGUAACCAAAGUGACCUGCGACCUCUGUCUAGUGAUGUCAAGCAUCAAAUCAUGAAUCAAUAGCUACAAUGUUUAGUAUUGUUUUUCAUUUGAGUCAUUUCAGUCACUCAAGUGUAAGUCCUUAUAAUAAUUAAUUAAUUAUAAUAAAACAUUUAUAGUUCCAAAGUCAUUGAAAGAUUGAGCUGUUUGUAUAUGGUGUCUUGUUCCGCAAAAAGGAUUAAAAAAGGAACUUAACAAUAGUACCCGAUACUGUAUUCAGACAUUAAUUCAAUAUCAAUUAGACAACAGUGACACGAUACUUCCUGAAUUCUAAAUAUAGCAACCUAAUCAAUUACUUAUUGAGUAGAAGGGAGUGGAGAUAAAAGAAAAGGCGACACACCAAAAAUCGUAUCAACACACAUUUUUUUUGACAAAUACCCUUUAUCCAACAGUGAUUCAUCAACCCAAGGCCUCAUCACAAACGACUAAAUGUAUUGUUUUGACAGGCGCCAUUGAACUUCAUAUUUGGAAAUAUUUAUAAUAUUGCAGUUUACCUCUUUGUUUAAGUAUCUAACAGCCAUCCCUAAAAGAUUCUUGUCGAUUAAUUUCUAAUAAUAAUCCAUUAUCAACUUAUUAAUAUUAAGAGCUAGAACAGCUUCCAACAUAUACAGACACUGGGCAACAAGAACCAGAUUCUUGAAAAAUAACCAAAUAAACUCAGUGUCUGCUGAUGUAUAUCAGAGAGAUGGAGAGAGAGAGAGAUAGAGAGAGAUAGAGCGAGAGGGAGAGAGAGAGAGAGAGAGAGAGAGAGAGAGAGAGAGAGAGAGAGAGCCUGACAAAGAGAGUCAUCCAUCAAAGAACCUGGGAUUGACACUCCAGCAUUACCCAAAUAAAAUAAAACCAGACCAGACAUCCUUAUCUGUAACAAACAAGAAACAAACUAAAUAUGUAUGCCUUGGGUGUAUUAUACAGUUCAUUUAAUUCUCCGAACCCUGGGUCCUACUUAUUUUAAAUCAGUGACCUGUAUUACUUGUAUGUAUAAAAAAAGGAGCCUGGGUAAGCUGUGCACUAACUCACUCAUCUUGCAGUCAGAGGGUUUGCAGUCAUUCGAGGUUACCCUGUCACAAUUGCCCAUGAUCCUAACAAAGGAAAAAGGCUUUAAGUUAAAGGUCAGUCUGAAACUAUGGACUUAAUGUCCGCAUUUUCCUCUUCACUCAUCGGGCUUGCCUCUGUGAUAAGAGCCUAGUGAAUAACAGCAGCCCCCAAAAUCUCCUGACUACCGUCAUAUACAGUUGAUCCUGGACUAUCUGACAUCAAGUCUCUCGAUAACUCUCUCACUCUCUUUUAUUAAAAUUACAAAUUAUUUUGCAACAACAGUGAUAUGGUUACAUGACAAGCCAACAUAAAUGUUUACUGUAAGCUGAUAUUCGGGUGGAGUUCAUGUUACAACUGAAGGUGUCCAAAGUGAAACCAUUCGAUGUGUAGAUGACCCAGACAUGCAAAGCUACCCCUAAGUAGUUCAUUUUUUGGCGGAAAACCCCCUUGCUUUAUAACAUAACCUAGCAGCAUGAUCUGUAGCUCUGGAGCUGCUUUUUUAUACGAGUAAUAAGGAAGUCCGAUUAGAACAAUUGUACCUGGUGUACAAGCUGAAUGUUGAUGACGAAUUAUAAACAAGUUUCAAACCAGUUUGUAUCAUCAAUAUAUUGUGAAGCUGGAGUCUGAAAAGUGAUAACUAAAUGUGUAGUUUUUUAACAGGGCACAUAUGUAUUAUAGAAAACUAGCAUCUGGAUGUUUUUCUUUUGUUUAUGUGCUUUUAUGUAGCUUAAACAAAUUUUAUAUGUGUUGUAAAUUAAUUUUGAUACAGACUUACCUCAAAAUGAUCAUGAAACAUCUUGCCUGUUGCGAUACACACAAUCGAAAGCCUUCCUUUUUGCUUGUUGCUGCACAGUAAAGGAUGUCACUGUUCUACAGCAGGUCAGUUACAUUUCGAGACAUAUGUCUACACUGCCACCAUGUCUACUGUACAUUCCCUCUGAUAUCAGGCAAGGGUCAUGGCUCAAAUCGGGACACUCAAAUAAAAUAAAACCACCCCAU